ACGGGGCUAGCUGACAGAACCCGGGCGCCUGGCGCUCGGGAGGUAUUGUCCGUCCCUCCGCGCUUUGGAAAGUCGUCGCCGGCUCACCUGGCCGUGGGCGCGUCCUGGCCGCUGCAGCCGGGAGCGGGGUGCCAGCCGCCGCCGCCGCCCCCGCCAUGGUGUCCCCGGUCACUGUGGUGAAGAGUGAAGGACCCAAACUGGUGCCGUUCUUCAAGGCCACCUGCGUGUAUUUCGUGCUCUGGCUGCCCUCAUCUAGCCCGUCGUGGGUCAGCACCCUCAUCAAAUGCCUGCCCAUCUUCUGCCUCUGGCUCUUCCUUCUGGCCCAUGGCCUGGGAUUCCUGCUGGCCCACCCUAGUGCCACCCGCAUCUUUGUGGGGCUUGUCUUCUCUGCUGUAGGUGACGCCUUCCUCAUCUGGCAGGACCAAGGAUACUUCGUGCAUGGUCUGCUGAUGUUUGCUGUGACCCACAUGUUCUACGCCUCGGCCUUUGGCAUGCGGCCACUGGCUCUUCGGACAGGUCUGGUGAUGGCAGUGCUGUCUGGUCUGUGCUAUGCCCUCCUCUACCCGUGCCUCUCAGGUGCCUUCACCUACCUGGUGGGGGUCUAUGUGGCCCUUAUCGGCUUCAUGGGCUGGCGAGCUAUGGCAGGGCUGCGGCUGGCCGGGGCAGACUGGCGCUGGACAGAGUUGGCAGCUGGCAGUGGUGCACUCUUCUUUAUCAUCUCAGACCUGACCAUCGCCCUCAACAAAUUCUGUUUUCCUGUGCCCUACUCUCGGGCGCUCAUCAUGUCCACCUACUAUGCGGCUCAAAUGCUCGUCGCCCUGUCAGCUGUCGAAAGCCGGGAGCCUGUGGAACACUACAGACUGAGCAAGGCCAAAUGAGGUGCCAGGGUCCGGUCACCCCUCUCUCCUCCUGGGGCUGGGGCCCAGAUCCUGGGAAGCUGCAGGAGCUGGAUCAGGAUGGCUGCAGUGCCAUCCUGGGGCAGCAGGUUCUGCCUGAGGAAUUUGCAAGUUUGAGUGGGGAGGCUGGAAAAGGAUCUCCCUAGCGGAACUCGUGGUCCAGGACAAUGCUGAGAGCUAAAAGAGCCAGCCUAAUCCCUGACUGGAGCCAGAAGUAGACAUCUCCCCACCUCUACCCCAUCAGGACUUUCAAAAGCCCUCCUGGAAGGUGAUGGUGCUCAGCUUCUUGACACACCCCCUUCCCCUACCAGGUGGAAGAGUCUGACUCCAUGUGUUAUGCCUAGGACCAAUGGCAGUGGUUCGUCCACUCCUCCCCUUUUUCAUCUGCACAGAGUUGAGGGAAAUGGGAGAAUCUGUGCUGAGAAGACUUAGACCCAGGAGCCCCUUUCACAGGCCCCUAGUUGGGAAGACUGGAUGAGAGUGGAGCCUCCCUUUUCCCUCUUCUAUCCUUGUUACUUGAACAAUCUCAAUCUCUAAGUGGUGGGUGGGGAUAUGAAGAGGUGUGGAUCCAGGCUAGGCAGGAGAGAGAACUUUUUUGGUCUCGGAGCUUGGGGUCUCAAGAAUUCAAGUGGCCCCAUCUCUCUCUCAGGCAAGCCCAAAGCUCAGGUCCCAUAUACCACCCUUAGAUCCUGUCCCCAGGGCUAGGGUGAACCAUGCCAAAGGAGGGGGCCAGCUUCUGUGUGUGUGUGUGUGUGUGUGUGUGUGUGUGUGUGUGUGUGUGUGUAGCCUGUCUCCUAGUCUGCCUAUGUCUUUCUCUGCUAUAUGUUUCUGUCCUGCUGUCUGUCUGUCAAAAGUCUCACAGAGAGAGGGCCUCAGGGAGCUGCUGAGGGGUGCUGAGCCUGGCUCAGGGAGCUGGGACCUCUCCCCUCCAACACACAUACUCACAGGGCUUUCCUCCUUGCCCCUCCUACACUAGGAGCAAGAGGAGGGGGCUGCAAUGACACUCUGGGGUUUUAAGACCCAAGGCACAUUCAAUGCAAGGGGAGCAAGGAUGGGACAACUCCAUCUUCUGCUGCCCAUGUGAAAAAAAAUAAAAAUCAAGAGCCAUUGGCUGCUCUGCUUGUGGGCCUGUGUGGCACAUGCCUAUCUUGGAGAGGGCAUCGGGGCAUGGUGCCAGGGGCUCUGGCUGUCCUCACAGCCUAGUCACAGUCCUGGGCAGUGCAUCUUGGUGCCAGGCUGGCUCCUUGGCUCUGGUGACACUGUGCUGGUUGGAGUGUGUCUCACUUCCCUGGUGUAGGUGAGGAUGUGGUUUAGGAGGAUGGGGGAUGGGUGGUAUUUGUCACUGUCCAAAUUUGUCCUUGUUGUACUCCCCUGUGCACAGGUGCCCAGCACCCUUGGUGACCUUUAGUUAUCCAGUGUCACCUAUUGCUGCCCACCUCCUCCCCUCCCGACUCGAGACCUGCUGCUUCCUUCAAAAUGAUCCAGAUUCCCUUCAAGCAUCUCCCUCAUCUUGGACUCUGGGCUUAGUUGAAUAGCUGGGAGCAAUGGGAUUAGAUUGACUGAUUCAUUCAUUAGAUGUAAAGCCCUGGCAGAAUAAUGUGUCACUCUGCUCCAGGAGCAUUUGCAACUUAACAGGCAAUGCCCUAACCCAGAAGUGGAAAGGGAAGCCUUCGGUGGUGGUGGAUAUGCCAUCAGUAGAGGUGUUGCACAUUUGUGGGAAUGUGAUUUAGGAGACUCAAGUGUCAUGGGUGGUUGGAUGAAUCAGUGAUUUCCAAAUUAGUUUUUACAGAGAUUCCUGGUAAGGGGUUAGUGAAGGAAUAAUGAGAGAAGGCAGGCUCAAAGACCCCCUAUCCUUAUUUCAAGUCCAGUAGCUUCUUAGGUUGCGUUUUUUUGUUUUGUUUUGUUGUGGAAGGAGUCCACUGAAAAACGUAAGUUUGAAACUUAGUGAGCUGGAUGAUCAAUCCUUUCUAGCUCUGAACCCUGGACACUAAAGAGGGAAGAUCUUGAUCCUUUCAAACUUCAGAACUCUGAACACAGACCUACCUAGUGUGAAGAAAUGGGAGAGAGCAGGAUGGGGAGAAGGAUGAAGUCAGCAGGACUUGCCUCCAAGCUCUGAGGGGAGGGAUAAGGUGCCAUGUGGAUGUGGAGGAGGGGAAGGGAAGUCUAGGCCCAGUCACAGGAAGGCUGGUCACUGCCUUGUGGGUGGGUUUGGACUAGGCUUUCAGGGGUCCAGGUCUGGGAUUCCCCAUCAUGCAAUCACAUCCAUCCCCUUGGUCCCUGCUGUAUACCACCCUCAGGAACAGGAAAGGAUGAAUUUAGUUUAUUGCCCCAUCCCUUCACUGAAUGUUUACAUUGACAAACACCAGAGAGCAAACUGGGCUUCCUACACCAGGCCAUGCAGAGGACCGGCCAAGAAGCUCCACAUCGUAACAGCCUCCUGAUGCCUGGACUGGGCUGGAGCUCACAUAAGGUGCUUUGAUUUCUUCUGCAGACUCUCGGUGAUGGAUGCUACAAUUGACUUAUCAUCUUUGUCUGAAAGAGCAAAGCAAGUAUUCAUUAUAUUAAUGAUGCUGGGGACCAGGGAAAUUCCAAACUGCUGGACUUCCUAUGCAGGAAACCAGGAGCUGGACCCUGGGACCCUUAAUCUUGGGUUGGCAGAGCGGAAGGGGCGAGAGCUGCCAUUUAUCUAGCAGUUAAUAUUUGCCAGACAUUGUGUCAGGCAAUUCUGUACUAUCUCAUUUAAACCUCACAGUCCUAUAAAGAAGAUGAGAAAACAGGCUCAAUGAGGUAGCUUGCUAAGGUCACAUGGCUGGUCAGUGGCAGAGCCAGGGCCCUGGGCCCACAUGCUGUGCUUACAACCGGAGUUGAGUUAUCAGGGAUCUCUUUAGCUGUGGAAUGAAAGCUGGAUAGCGCCCACAGUGCCUUCCCUGGCCUAGUUCUUUUACACAGCUCAGCAGCCUCUCUGGAGAUAUUGUCUCAGUGCCAGACACUUAGCUAAGCACUCAAGAGACAGAGCAACAUGACAAGGUCCUUUCCCCAAAGAAAGGUAUCUAUAACUGGACAAAAAAAGGUUUGUAACCAUGGAGACCACAGCAAUGGAGUGUCAUGGAAGGUUCAGGAGUAGCAGAAGAUGAGAUGAGAGGUGGGGGAGGGGGAAACCUUGUUGGUUUGGGAUUUUACCAUGAAAGGAAAGCCGGGGGAAAUUUAAGCAACAGCAAGGCAGGCCAGCUUUGCAUUUAGAGUUCAUGCUGCUAGCUGUGUGGCUAUGAAGACAGUAGACUGGGAAGGAAUAAAAUGCUUCCCCCACGUGUGCACACAUGAGUAGAAACAUGGCAUGCAUGUACAAAAGGGAGGGUUCCCUUCGCUCCUCCCCUUGUUUGUGCCCCCCACCUGCCCUUAUCCUAGACCAGUUUUAAUUUUGAUUGCACAUCAGAAUCACCCGCAAAAUUUUGUAAACAUAAAGGUUAUUUCCAGAACCCUGCCA
Macaca mulatta (Rhesus monkey) is the source of this 4380-nucleotide messenger RNA. It is a transcript of the gene TMEM86A, whose product is annotated as transmembrane protein 86A. Gene Ontology annotation, cellular component: membrane. Lineage: Eukaryota; Metazoa; Chordata; Mammalia; Primates; Cercopithecidae. The record is from RefSeq and is a predicted model, not a curated record. Gene Ontology annotation, molecular function: hydrolase activity.